CCGUCGCAAGUCAAAGAACAUGAUUGGUAGCUCUAUGGUGAUAGAAGGCAAUAGUGAGAAGGAAGUUUGGGAUCGUCUCCAAAGCGAUAUCUAUUGCACUGGUAAUGUCUGGGACAUGAGAACAGCUCAACUGAUCCCUAUAGUUGAUGGCUUCAAAGAUCUUAAAUAAAGCUUAGUAACUGUACGUGUAUAUCGUACAUUAUGGUUAGCAACAAUAAAUCGAGUAUUACCAAAUGGCUGUACUUCCAUCGCAUGCAAGUGACUGCUCAAAGUAAAGUGAAGGGUAGGCAAUGUCCGUCCACAAUUCGCUCAUACUUUGCUCGUUGUUCCAUCAAUGCAAUCCGAAAGCAACAGUUACAAGUUCCCGGCCAUCCAUGAUUUCCCUCCCUUAUAUACCCGCCAACCAACGGAAUCGACCUGGCAAAACCAAGUGAAAGAAUGGGAAAGAAUCAUCCUGGCAUACUACCGCUCUCAGCGACUAUACCGCCUGAAUUUAGUAGAGGCUACCGUUCCCGGCGCGUCUCCACUAUUCGAUAAUACAAAGAUUAAGCGGCGCUUAUCAUUGGAGACUUUGGAAGAGAUUGUUAAUGAGAUGGUCCGAAAAGGACUCGCAGAGUGGGUCACGGACUCUAAUACAGGCUCCAAGUCGGCCGCACGUACACAAGCUCUCAUAUAUUGGCGAAAACCAGAAGAAUGGUCUUCUUUGCUGUGGAACUGGAUAAACGAGCAAGGAUUUAACAACUCGAUUAUGACGGUAUACGAAAUAGCGAAUGGAGAAGCUGCAGAAGGGACAGAUUUCUACGAAAUGGAUACCACUGUGUUGAUAAAAGCUCUCGAAGUCCUCAGUGCCAAUGGUAACGCUCAAAUCUUUACUGGCACUGGAGAUGUCGAUAGCAUUGGCGUCAAGUUCUUUGGAACAUAGAUACAUAUUAUACACGACUCAUCUAACCAACAAGAUCAUUUAAAUACUUACGAUGUAACUUAUGUAAAUUACCCAUACUUUCAACUUCGCAGCAAUCAUAGUGAACAUGGCCAGGAUUAUUCCUUCAGAAGCAUAUAAAACCAUUUUGGCUCAUACAUGGAAUUUACAGUUUACAACAGGCUACUAAGAUACUUGCAAAGGCGUUUUUCAUUUACGAUGGGGGAUAACAGGGAAUAUGUAUCCGAUAAAGCAUUAUAGCGUUUUUACUCGCUGAUUGUUGUGCAGUUCAGACGUUUGCAUUACAUCUACUGUAUAAGAAUGUCAAUUGAAAGUUAUGAAGAUGCUAAUUUCUUUCGAAUCAUGUUUAGAGCAGAUCCUGCCUUGAACCAUUCAAUUUGAGCU
Umbelopsis ramanniana AG is the source of this 1324-nucleotide messenger RNA. RefSeq lists its product as uncharacterized. Gene Ontology annotation, biological process: protein transport to vacuole involved in ubiquitin-dependent protein catabolic process via the multivesicular body sorting pathway. Bases 335 to 922 code for a protein of 195 amino acids. The record is from RefSeq and is a predicted model, not a curated record. Gene Ontology annotation, molecular function: structural molecule activity; protein homodimerization activity. Gene Ontology annotation, cellular component: ESCRT II complex. The transcript has 6 exons. Lineage: Eukaryota; Fungi; Mucoromycota; Umbelopsidomycetes; Umbelopsidales; Umbelopsidaceae.